GGUAAAAUGAAAACUUGAGAAAGGCAGAAAAGACAGUUCCGGAAUUUGGACUGCAUUUUAGUCGAAGCCCUCGGUGGACUGGUAAAGAGCGAAGAAAUGGCGAUGGCGAGCUUGCGAUCUGGUUUCCUUCGAACCGCCCUUCGCGGUGGCUCUCGUUCCUCCGUUCCACCGAAGCGUGGCUUUGCUUCCUCCUCCCAUCACGACGAUGCUCAUGAAACGGCAAAGUGGGAGAAGAUAACAUAUCUUGGCAUUGCUACCUGCACUGUUUUAGCCAUUUAUAACCUAUCAAAGGGCCAUCAUCACGAUGAAGAGCCCCCUCCGUACCCAUAUUUGCACAUUCGCAACAAGGAAUUUCCAUGGGGUCCAGAUGGACUUUUCGAGAAGAAGCACCACUAGGGUAACUGAUAGCCUUAUGUCAUAUGUACGAAUUAGAUAAUUGUGGAUCUUUUCUUGGAUGUUAAUGUUGGCAAUUACUUCCUGCUUUCUGGAUUUUAAGAUCUGCAUAGCAAGUUGUACAAGGUUUCUUUUGGUCGUGUUGAAUAGGAAUUCAGAUGCAGAUUUUAUUUUUUUGUAUUUUGUUAUUACAAAAAUAGAAAUAGAGAAGCCUUUUUAUGAUAGGAUAAAUAAUUAAAGCUAAG
Rubroshorea leprosula is the source of this 638-nucleotide messenger RNA. The record is from the annotation of a GenBank genome assembly. Lineage: Eukaryota; Viridiplantae; Streptophyta; Magnoliopsida; Malvales; Dipterocarpaceae.